Messenger RNA from Colletotrichum graminicola M1.001, 1725 nucleotides. RefSeq lists its product as uncharacterized. The transcript has a single exon. NCBI's taxonomy places the organism in Eukaryota, Fungi, Ascomycota, Sordariomycetes, Glomerellales, Glomerellaceae. The record is from RefSeq and is a predicted model, not a curated record. Bases 1 to 1725 code for a protein of 574 amino acids.
AUGGCUUUCCAUCAACCUACGAGGCGGCCGUCUCAGCUGCGUGCCGCCCGUCCUUUGCAGGAAGAGGAGCGGGAUGUUCCCCAGCUCCACGUCGAAGACCCAGCUGCUACCGACCCCUCCCACUCGUGGGUGCUCUUCGAGCCUGCUGAUGACACGACAACAACGUCGUACCUCAGCGAACAAGACGAGUCUCUCACUACGCCGGGCCGAUCGAGGCUUAGUGACAUAGGCAGUCUAAACACAUUCGUACAUUCAGCCCGCGACACCGAGUCCCGGCAUUCCGGCGUGCAUUCGAGUGCCGUUGAGGAAGAGUUGGGCGAAGACGAUGCUGAGCUCGACAGUCUUGACAGCCAUCUACCCGAAUUUCGGACGGUCCCGAGCCUCUAUACCCAUUCUGCGGGUGCCGCUGCCGCCCAGAGUGCUCCCGUGCUUCCUGCCCACGAUGGCUUGGGGUCUUUCAGGCUAGAUGGUCCUGAGGUCCAGGAGCAGAUAUACGCCUUUGAGAGAUUCAACCCCAAGCGCGUGCGAACGCGCCGCGAGAGUUUAGAUCUAGCCCGGCUUGAGAUGGAAGUCGAAGAAGAGCAAGAGACACACAAGCUACAGAGGAUCGAGGCCUGGCGUCUAGAACAGAGUCGAAUUCUUUUGGAAGAGAUCAGGAGAGAGACGAGACGUCGACAACAGUCCAUGGUCUCUAUCAGGCCAACUGUGGCGGCGGAAGACAGAAAUGCCGAGGACGUUGCAAGCCUAAGUGCAAUGGGGAACGAAGAUGAUGCUGACAGUAUGGACUGGCAUUAUGAGCAGGCUGACGCCACCAAGGAUAACGAGCGGGGUCUGCUCGCCAGUAUCACCCGCAAGGUCCUCAACGACCUAGGCAUCGACGAGAGACUACUCUCCAUUCUGCUGGGAGAGCAAUUUUUGUUUGACGAUGACCUGUCAACAACUCCCAAGACGGGCGCGGACCUAUCCAGCACACCAAUUCAGGAGACCAAUGACUCAUCUUGGCAAGUGCGGGCGUUGGAUCACGUAGCAAAAGAGCUUGGCUUAAUGGUCAACCAGCUGUCGCAUCACCAUGCUGGCGCCUUUUCGACAUACACUCGCAUGCAACAGAUGCCUAUUCCCUACGCCGGCUUGCCAGCCAUCCCAGAGUCAGGUGCUGAUACGCCAAUGGCUCCCAAGGUACAGGAAGUGUCCACGAAGAUGCCCGAGUUCCAGCCAACAAUGGUUCAACACGCGCGCCCCAUCAACAUCCCCACCGGCCGGCCCCAGUGCGAUCCUCCCGCACUUCUAAGUAGGGAUGAGUCAACCCCAAUGCCCACAUCUUUUACGCAAGAGGAGUGGGAGCAAGACCUGGACGUUAACCUCGUCUUCCGGUAUUUGCGAUCGCGUUUUAGUUCGCGGUCGACUCCGUCCGCUGCCUUCACAACCGGUACCUCCCACCUUGCCACCUCAAGCACACCAGAUACAGCAGCUAAAGCCGCGCGGGUGCGCCAGCAUCACCCGCUCGUCUCCCGAGCCCGACCGGUAGAGCGCAGGACAUUCAAGGCGACGACGCCGUCUAGCCCCGCUGCUAUGCGGCAUGCGUCUAGCUGUGCUAGUCACAGCACACGGCGGUCCGCGAGACGCAGCAGCGUUUCGUCGCGCCACUACUGGGACAUUGGGGGGUCCAUCGGAACGGGAUCAGUCAUCGCCUCGGUUGGUCCUAUGGGAAGCUGGGGCGAGGUCUGA